This is a messenger RNA of Manis javanica (Malayan pangolin), 782 nucleotides long. The record is from RefSeq and is a predicted model, not a curated record. Lineage: Eukaryota; Metazoa; Chordata; Mammalia; Pholidota; Manidae.
GAGAUAAAGAAAUAAUAUAUGAAGAACUUCAGCUUCAAGAUGAGGAAAUGAUUGGGCCCAUUAUAGAUAAACUAGAAAAAGUGGCUGAGAGAGGAGAUAAAAUACUAAAACCUGAAUAUGACAUAAUGUGCAAAGUCAAAUCCUGAGUUAUAGAUCAAAAGAAACCUGUUCACUUCUAUCAUGACUGGAAUGACAAAGAGAUUGAAGUGUUGAAGAAAAACUUAUUUCUGAUUUCAAAACCAAUGGCCUACUUGAUUAAUCUUUCUGAAAAAGACUACAUUAGGAAGAAAAACAAAUGGUUGAUAAAAAUUACAGAGUGGGUGGACAAGUGUGACCCAGGUGCCUUAGUCAUUCCUUUUAGUGGGGACUUGGAACUCAAACUGCAAGAAUUCAGUGCUGAGGAGAGACAGAAGUAUCUGGAAGCAAACAUGACAGAAAGCACUUUGCCAAAGAUCAUUAAGGCUGGGUUUGCAGCACUCCAACUAGCAUACUUUCUCACUGCAGGCCCAGAUGAAAUGCGUGCAUGGACCAUCAGGAACGGGAUGAAGGCCCCUCCAGCUGCAGGAAAGAUUCACACAGAUUUUGAAAAAGGAUUCAUUAUGGCUGAAGUGAUGAAAUAUGAAGAUUUUAAAGAAGAAGGUUCUGAAAAUGCGGUCAAGGCGGCUGGAAAAUACAGACAACAAGGCAGAAAUUACACUGUUGAAGAUGGAGAUAUUAUCUUCAAAUUUAAUAUACCUCAGCAAUCAAGGAAUAAAUUUUAGUUAUUCCUCAGAUAAAUAUAC